This is a messenger RNA of Paramacrobiotus metropolitanus, 2837 nucleotides long. Its product is annotated as protein O-linked-mannose beta-1,4-N-acetylglucosaminyltransferase 2-like. The transcript is spliced from 2 exons. Gene Ontology annotation, molecular function: protein O-acetylglucosaminyltransferase activity. The coding region runs from base 558 to 2327 and encodes 589 amino acids. Gene Ontology annotation, biological process: protein O-linked glycosylation via mannose. NCBI's taxonomy places the organism in Eukaryota, Metazoa, Tardigrada, Eutardigrada, Parachela, Macrobiotidae. Gene Ontology annotation, cellular component: endoplasmic reticulum. The record is from RefSeq and is a predicted model, not a curated record.
GUGGCUUUGUCAGUGCUACCGUACUUGCAGUUUGUCACGUACAUGAUUACAUCCCCAGAUGCAAGUUGAAAAUCCCGGAGAAGUGUUUCUGCUUUGCUUUCCGCGGCGACAGUAAUUAUGGUAGUUUUAUCGAUUGAUCUUUUAUUCUGCGGUUACAGCGUCCGAGCCGAUGAAUACAAGAGAAAUUUUACACUUCCUGCCUUAAGUGCCGCUGACGUUCCUGGCUUUAUCCCCAUCAAAUCCCAUGUACAAUGCGUCUUCAUUUGAUUUCAUCCAGGAAAUGUUAAGUUCACCAUUUUCCCAUAACAAUCGGUGUCUUCAGCCGUAAAUGGGCAUCAUCAUUAUGAAACCAAGCCUACUGUGAAGAGCAACUGGUUGGUUGGUCCGUGGUUAUAUCUGCUGACUGAGCAAACACACAAGUGACAGCUGAACUCAGGCGCUGCUCUCUGUGCCCGCGCUCUCCCUUGCUCCUGUAUUCCGUGAUUGAGGUUCCCUGCAGCUUUGCCGUCUGGCCCGCGUUAAGUGCAUUAAUAUAGUCUCCACUCACAUCCGCUCCCAUGGCGCAGAAGGAAGAGUACUCCUACACCAUGUUGGCUAAGCUGCUCAUCGUCUUUCUCAUCGUCCAUCUGCUGGCGGUGAUCACGCUCAUCCUCAUGUUCUCCGCCGAGCAUGAAGUGGCCAGCAACACCAAAGUCCCGGUUUCGUCGGUGUGGUGCUCGGGAAAGGAUGUCCUGACACGGCGCUGUUAUUUUAAGAAUUUGUGCUACCAUCACAAAGAGGAUGUGUUUGUGUUUGUGCACGGCGCGCAAUCCGUGCGACAGGGAUUGCCGCGUAAUCGCCAGGAAGCGCUGGCCGAUUUAACGGGCGGCGUGGAACAGCACGGUAAUGCUAAGCUGUACUUUAAUUACGUGGACAUCCCGGAGAAAGCCGUGCGUAAGGGCAAUUUGUCGUCGACCAUACUGCCGGAUAAAGUGGUGCUGUUUAAGCGCUUCAAACCGGAUAAUCUCAUGCAUGUGGUGCAUGAUGAUUUACUGCCGUUGUUUUUUACCCUCAAUGAUCUAGAGCAUGCCGGUGCUCGGGAUUAUCGGGUGUUUUUUGUGGAUGAUUACGGUCAAAGCGAGCACUUGGAUCUGUACCGGUUGUUCCGUUCGCGGACAUUUCCAAAUUCCCAUCAUCCCUUAUUGAAAUCGACAGUGAAAGCCGAGGGCCUGCAGGAUUCAGAGGCUGAUUUAAUUUGCUUUGGUACGGCUGCCGUCGGUGCUCCGGCUAAUACGCGAUGGUAUCAAUAUGGAUUUGAUCGUCCUCAAGGACCAGUUUCCAACAUCCCCCUUUCUGGGCAAAACAUCCGGUCUUUUGUUGAAUUUGUUCGGUCUGGUUUGGAAAUUCAGAAAUAUGACAUCGAUAUGCCGCGCUUCGCUGUCCGUGUACGCCAGAAGUAUCCUUAUGCUGUAUUCUUUAGCCGCAAAACCAACCGGCGCAUCAUCAACGAAGCCGACCUAAUCCACGCAAUUUCCGCUGAGUUUAAGUUGCGUGUCGUCAGUAUCAACUUUGAAACACACUCUCUGGCGGAAAUUGUGCAUUUACUGGAGAACGCCACUAUGCUUGUGUCGGUGCACGGAGCACAGCUGGUACUAAGUAUGUUCCUACCGGAAAACGCUGUGGUGGUUGAAUUAUUCCCCUACGCUGUGCCGGCCGACAGCUAUACUCCGUACAAAACAUUAGCCGGGAUUAGCGGAGUGAAUUUGAUCUAUCGGGCCUGGGAAAACAAAGAUUCCGCUAACACUGUCGUCCAUCCCAAUUAUAAGCCGGAGUACGGGGGGAUUAUCCAUUUGUCCGUAGAAGAACAGAUAAGCAUUAACGAGACAGUUCCCGUUGGUCCCCAUCGCUGCUGCAUGGAUCCCGUCUUUUUGUACAGGAUUUACCAAGAUACUAUCGUCGAUGUGGCGUCAUUUACCACAGUAGCAGCCGGCGCCUUGAUGGAACGCGAAAGACGCAUAAACAGUACGGUCAAUGCUACGGAAAAUGCUGAAGAUUUGGUCCCCAGUGCGGUGCGGAAUAUUAAUUGCUCGUUCCUCAAUCAGAGCGGCGUAUUUCACAUCGAUUGGGAUGUUCCGUGGAAUCUUAAAUAUCUUGGCAAUAAAAGUGUUCAAUAUUCCGUAAAAAUACAGAAAAUGGGAGAGCCAACCUAUACACCGUAUUAUACACCGGAGAUACAUAUCGAAAUACCGGCAAACGAGAAGGGAACAUAUUAUGUGUGGAUUUCCUCUCAGAUAGAUGGUAUUUCAGGAUUAGGUCAUGGCAUUCCUGGCAAAUGUAUCAAUCUUUGAGAAGAAUCAAAAUUUAUCAACGCUAUAUUUGAGGACGUUCAGCAUAAUUACAGUAACCUCGGCACAUAUUUCUGCCAUUAACCUUCUCUGCUCAAGCCGAGAUUGCAAUUUUGGCACCCGGCUGUUUCUUCGCCAAAGUUUUUAGCUGUAAAAUUUAUCGUAUAAUUAUUGCUUUUAGCUUCUGGGAUUUUGAUGCAUCUGUCCUUCAUUACCAGUGAUCUCGUAUUCCUGUGGAAACCUAAGAUGGUGACAUCUUAAUAUCUCAAAAGAGUUGUGCUUACCGGCCGCCAAGAGCCCUCUUGUGUGUAAUUACAGUUAUAUUGUUUUUAAUGUUUUCAAGUUUUUGGCGCCUUUUCUGUCGGUAUGUAGUGCUCUUCUCCGCUAGGAUUUUUAUCUUUCUAUCUUAAUACCGCAGUGUGACUGUGCUUCGUGGUCCAUCAAUCACAAAAGUUAUAUAUUCUGUUUGCUUAAGCAGUUAGCGCUGUACAUGAAACCAUAAAAAACUUUGAU